ACUCGUUAAAAAAUAAUGAAUCGUUUAUUAACGACCCAUCACUAAUACGCAGUAGAUACUAUGUUUGUGUAUUUUAUUUCAAAUAUAAUUUUAUUAGGUCUCGUUAAAGACGCUGCCGACGUCACGUUGUGGGCUGACCUACGAUAAAGAAUAAAUAAAGUUUAGGGAAGUUGUCUUUCCGAUGUGAACGUUAGAGUAAUCUUGCCCCUGAUCCUGUACAUCGGACCUCUGGACACUGGAUCAAUACCGAAAUAUUAACCGGACCGGACUGAUGGAGAACAUAUUGUUAAUUACGUGUUUUCUUUAUGUUUCUGCAGACACACACACUCUGCAGUACCUCUACACUGCAGUCACACCUGGACUUACUGAUUUCCCAGAGUUCACUGCUGUGGGUCUGCUGGACGGAGAGCAGUUUAUGUUCUACAGCAGCAACAACAGGAGUCUGAUCAUAAAGGACUCGAUAAAGAAGACUAACAGUGAGACCUACUGGAGGAGAGAGACAGAGGACAUGCGGGGCAAUCAGGACAUCUUUACCAACACGUUCACAACGGCAAUGAAAGAGUUUCAUCACAGGACAGGAGUUCAUACACUACAGAGGAUGUUUGGCUGUGAGCGUGAUGAUGACGAUGAUGUCACCACUAGAGGAUACGAUCAGUACGGUUAUGAUGGAGAAGAUUUCAUCAGUCUGAAUCUGACAACUGGAACCUGGACUGCAGUUAAACCUCAAGCUGUGACAAUCAAACACACCUGGGAGUCUAAAGGUUCUAAUAAAUACUGGAAGAACUUCCUGGAGGGUGACUGUAUCGAUCUGUUAAAGAAGUACACGUCUUACAGCAGAGACACUCUGAACAGAAAAGUUCGUCCCGAGGUGUCAGUGUUCCAGAAACACUCUCCUUCUCCAGAGGUGGUGUGUCACGCUACAGGUUUCUUCCCCAAACCACUAAACAUUACCUGGCAGAAGGACGGAGAGGACGUGCAUGAGGACGUGGAGCUCAGAGAGACGUUACCCAACCAGGAUGGAAGCUUCCAGAAGAGAAGCAUUCUAAAAGUCUCAAGCACAAAGCUGCAGAAAUACACUUACACCUGCGUGGUUCAGCACAGCAGCUUGGAGAAGGAGUUAGUGCGAGAAGUACCAAAAGGUCCUAAUAAACUAGAGCUGUAG
Molecule: messenger RNA, 1162 nt
Organism: Clarias gariepinus (North African catfish)
Lineage: Eukaryota; Metazoa; Chordata; Actinopteri; Siluriformes; Clariidae
Product: BOLA class I histocompatibility antigen, alpha chain BL3-7-like
Exons: 4
Coding region: 272-1162 (296 amino acids)
Biological process (GO): immune response
Cellular component (GO): external side of plasma membrane
Source: RefSeq, a predicted model, not a curated record